Messenger RNA from Perca fluviatilis (European perch), 4497 nucleotides. RefSeq names its product potassium voltage-gated channel, KQT-like subfamily, member 1.2 (gene kcnq1.2). Bases 410 to 2617 code for a protein of 735 amino acids. NCBI's taxonomy places the organism in Eukaryota, Metazoa, Chordata, Actinopteri, Perciformes, Percidae. Gene Ontology annotation, biological process: transmembrane transport; potassium ion transport. Gene Ontology annotation, molecular function: voltage-gated potassium channel activity. The record is from RefSeq and is a predicted model, not a curated record. The transcript is spliced from 20 exons. Gene Ontology annotation, cellular component: membrane; voltage-gated potassium channel complex.
GAUAAGUCCUUCAGGCAGCAGCCGAUGAACGACUUCUUUCGCUGUAUUUUCGAUGUUAGUGUUUGUAUUUUAGCACUGAAAGAGAAGUUUUAACUUAUGUAAUUUUGUUAUUUAACGACUGGAUUUAGUUUUUUAUAAAACAAAAAAAAAAGCCGAACUUGUUUCCUGGCUUCUUCUGAGAUUAUUUAAUAUUAUUUUCCACCGAUUACAAUUCGAGGUGUGUCCUUGAAGUUAAAGGUAUGGACACACAUCCAGUGCAGCAGAGAGAGCUCUUGUCUGCUGCGGGUAGCUAGCCAUGCCAUGCUAGCUAGGUGUCUUAUCCUGCUGGACCCAUCCCUUUGACCUGAAUCUUGGUCAUAACCUCCAGGACUUUCAUUUAAGUCCUCCUUGGCCCUCUUUGGACUGGACCAUGGGUGAAAAACGUGCACAGUCCUUUCACAUGACAUGCCAUGUGCAACGCGACUAUGGCAGCAGGAUGGGAAGCUCCUUUAUAAGUUGCAGACCCAACGGAUAUGCCAGCACGAGCCUCAGCCGAAGCCUGGAACAGGAGAUGGAUGCUAACCCUGCCGCCUCCAUCGGCACUACAACUACUAGUUCCGCCCUGCGGGCUCCUGCACCUAGCAGAAGCCACUUCUAUCCUGUUUCACAGGAACUGGACCCCACAACGGUGAAUAAUGGAUCAGGCUUUCCCUGCUGUCCACCAGCGGACACAAAGGACACGGCGCUGCAGACCAUACACAGCCGGCCCUCCAUCACCUCUGGCCCUCCACCUCUCCCUCCUUCGAGCUGGCUGCAUCAUCAUCAAAAGGAUUUCCAAAGCCCUUACCUAAAUACUAGCAUGCAGGGGGAUGUUUACAACUUCCUAGAGAGACCUGCUGGAAUGAAAUGCUUCCUCUACCACUUCCUCGUCUUUGUCAUGGUCCUGGUGUGUCUAAUCUUCAGUGUCCUGUCCACUAUAGAGCAAUAUGCAGAAUUUGCUACAGGAACCCUCUUCUGGAUGGAGAUUGUGCUGGUGCUGUUCUUUGGCACAGAGUAUGUGGUCCGGCUGUGGUCGGCAGGCUGUCGCAGCAAAUAUGCAGGCAUCAAAGGACGCCUCCGCUUUAUCAGGAAGCCCAUAUCAAUCAUAGAUUUGAUAGUGGUCAUUGCUUCGAUCAUUGUGCUUGGUGUAGGAUCCAAUGGCCAAGUGUUUGCCACGUCUGCCAUCAGGGGCAUCCGUUUUCUCCAAAUCCUGCGCAUGCUACAUGUGGAUCGACAGGGAGGAACAUGGAGGCUCCUGGGAUCUGUAGUCUUUAUUCAUCGACAAGAGCUGAUCACCACCCUGUACAUCGGCUUCCUGGGCCUGAUCUUUUCCUCCUACUUUGUCUACUUGGCGGAGAAGGAUGCUGUGGAUGAGGAGGGCAAGACGGGCUUCUCCAGCUAUGCCGAUGCCCUGUGGUGGGGCGUGGUGACUGUCACCACAAUCGGCUACGGAGACAAAAUUCCUCAAACGUGGAUAGGCAAGGCCAUUGCCUCCUGCUUCAGUGUCUUCGCCAUCUCCUUCUUCGCUCUGCCUGCAGGUAUCCUGGGCUCAGGGUUUGCCCUGAAAGUCCAACAGAAGCAGAGACAGAAGCACUUCAACAGACAGAUCCCUGCUGCAGCCUGCCUCAUCCAGACACUUUGGAGAUGCUAUGCAGCAGAGAAACCAAACGGCUGUGCUGUGACAUGGAAAAUGUAUGUUCUAACUCCAGUGCCUGUCACCACAGUGGAAUCUGACAACUUCAGCCCUUGCGUCAGGAAACUGAACAUAUCGAAAAAAGGGACCAAGAGGAGGUUGAAGUCCAGAGGUAAUGGCUCUAUGGGUGUGGUAUCAGAGAGAGCUGUAUCGAUCCCCCAGAUCACCUACGAUCACAUUGAUGACUCUGAGCAGAAGAAAGUAAACAGUGGCGCUAUCCUGAUCCCCUUAGACCCAAGAUGGCUGCCAGGUGUCUUCACUAGACCAGAUGGAAGCCAUUACAGUCUCAGUGGAAUCACCAGAAUGUUCAGACAAACAGGCCCUCCUCAACAUUCUUGGUCGUCUUUCACUCUGAGCUGCCCUGGCUCUCCAGUGAGAAGGAAUCAUGAUGACAGCGCCUCCAUCGACAUCUCCCGUGCCAACAGCUUAAGCGAUGAGCUGGACUACAUGACUGAGGACAUUCCCCUGCCGGUGGUGAAAGCUCAGUUGUCCCAUGCACAGAGAUCAGCUGUAAAAGUCCUCCGCAGAAUGCAGUACUUUGUGGCCAGGAAGAAGUUUCAGCAAGCACGGAAGCCCUAUGAUGUGCGGGACGUGAUCGAGCAGUAUUCCCAGGGUCACCUCAACAUGAUGGUCCGCAUCAAGGAACUGCAGAGAAGGCUUGACGGCACACUGGGGAAGCCAGGAAUGUUUCUUCCAGGAAAAGGAGACGAUAAAGAAUACCCAACUAUUGGAGCGCGACUGAUCAGGCUAGAAGAUAAGGUCCACCAGAUGGACCAGAAAAUGGACUCAGUCCUGCGGAUACUGAUGGAGCAGUUUCCACCAAAGCCGGAGCUGAUCUCCAAGCCCUCCAUCCGCCGGGUGACCAUCCAGAAACGCAUGGGUGCCAGCAUCGACGAGGAGCUCUGAUCCCGCAGCGAUGGUCACACCUGGUAUUAAAGGACAAUUAAAGGACCAGGAUUCACGUAAAUAGCCUAGCCCCCUACAUGAGUGGCACCUGCAAAUAAGAAAGGGACUCUGUCUUCCAAAACCCCCUCCCUCUCUUCCAUUUGCAAUCCCAAAUUUUCUCAUUGACUUUUGACUACUGAGUAGAGAACAACUUCUACUUGGCGCUGCACUUGGCGCUGCAUUGCUCUGGGCCAUGAGGCCACGGAGAGUGGGAUUCAUGGGAUUCAUGGGAUGGUGUAGAAAGAAGGUAACGGGCCUCUUCCUGUGUUGGCCAUGUUUGGGUCUUUUUUUGUUUGUCUAAAUGUAACUUUCUCUUCUACACCAGCAUUGUGAGCCCGCAGUCAUUCAAGCAGCGACACGCUACAUGAAUUUAUUUCCCUACAUUAGGCUCAUAAUCACACUCAGAUAAUGGUAAUUUAUGUGUGGCCUGUCACUGAGCUGCAUUCCUCUACUCCAAAUAUUAUUCCAAAGCUAACUAACCCAGUAAUGAAGUCGUAAUGCAAUCAACGCACUCAAGUUCCCCAAAGACGCAGAGAAAAACUGAGAGUCCAGCCAUGGCAGAGGCAAUUCUCAAAUCCUUCUGAUUAUCCUGGCACCAUCCACACCCAGUACACAACAGGGUUAUUUCCAUAGCCACAUUUCCAUCUAGCCUAACUGUACUUAGGCUGCGGCGGGUGUUUGUUAGUAGUGAUCGAAUAACACGAGGAGGGAAGGGCAGAUUAUCUGUUGACUUUCCCCUGUGUUAGGGACCAGAAGGCUGGCGUAAAAGAAAUUGAAUUUAAGAAAGGUGUAUGGGGUGGGUGGCUAACAUGGUGCUGAUUCACGCUACAUUGAAGUUAAUAAAAAUAGUCAAACUGUGGUUACAGGGCCUGGUACUGCAUUACAGAAAUACAGUCCGAAGUUAGGGCAUGGUCUCUUAGCUUGCGCCAAGAUUUUCACUGAGAGAUUUCAUGCGUAUAUCAAUCUCAAACACUUUUAGCAGCACCACUACUCACUCCACCCUGCUUAAUAUCCUCUAUUACCCUCUUCAGGGGGCUCACACUGCUGUGUGCAAUUUGAAAUAAAUUUGCCCCAUUAAAGCUCUGAUUAUUUUUUCUCUGCAGAGCUAAUUAAGUGCUGAAUUCCUGGUAAGGGGAGAUUACUCACUGUGAGCGACUAAUGAAAAGAAACAUGGAAAAUGUGCAGAAUUUAAACAGUAAGCUUUGAGGAGCAGGCUCACUAAUUCUGUGUGAAAGGUUUAGAAAUAUCAGGAUACCACUGGGAGCACACGUUUGAAAUUAAAAGACAAUGCUCUCACUUUGUUCCCAUUCUCAUAGUAUUUAUCUGAAAGGAUGCCAAGGCAUGUAGGAAGUAGAAAAUAGAAAAUAACUCAAUUAUAAAGCUACUGUAUGAAAGGCCUCCCAUAAUUAUAGCAUGCACAUUCCUAAAGAGACGGAUGCACACACAAAAGAGGGGUGAACAAGGGAAGGGAGACAGGCCUUCUCUCUGCACUAGUAUAUAUUUGCAUUUUUUUGCAGUGUUAAAAAAAGCUAUUUAUCUUACAUUAAAUAAAAUGGUUGUAUUUUAAAGGCACUCUAAUUUUGUGACAGACCUUGAUACAAAUCCGCCUGUCUAUUCUCCUGUACAGUUUAUAAGAGUUGUAAAUAGAAACAUUGCCUUAUUGUAUUUUAUUUAUUAUCAUGUGGAAAGAUCAACCUGGAACAUGUGUGCUUGUUGGAGCAAUGAGAAACACAGAGAGUAAGGCUCCUGUUGUACAGAGGGAUGGAAAUGAUUGUAAAUGAUAUUCACGCACACCCUCUGCACUGUAGUUCUGCUGUAAAUAAUAAAACUCCAUUUCAUUA